Molecule: messenger RNA, 1402 nt
Organism: Gryllus bimaculatus (two-spotted cricket)
Lineage: Eukaryota; Metazoa; Arthropoda; Insecta; Orthoptera; Gryllidae
Source: the annotation of a GenBank genome assembly
CGCUCAGCCGGGGGCUUGGCUGCGGGCGGGGGCGGGAGCGGGGCGGCGUGCUUCGGGCGCCGCCAGCCAGGAUGCCCGCCCCUUCGAGGAGAUGCCCGGACCCCCGGGCCUUCCGGUCAUCGGCAACAUCUGGCGCUUCCUGCCACUCGUAGGAGAAUGGGGUUCUAUGGAUUUCUUGGAGAUACAGUGGGAUCUCUACAGAAAGUACGGCAAAAUCGUUAGUUUAGGCAAGCUGAAUGAGAACAAGGAAUUUGUAAGCAUAUUUGAUCCAGCCGAAAUAGAAAAGGUUUAUAGGCAUGAAGGUCCCUGGCCUAAACGAAAUGGUUUUGAAUCUUUGGAUUACUAUCGACGGAAGAUGUACAAAGAGAAAUUUCAAGAUGCAUACGGGCUUUUAUCUACCAACGAGAAGGAAUGGCAAGACUUCCGUCGGCGAGUGCAGCCGCACAUGCUGCAACCGAAAACAGUCGCAAAGUACACUGCUCCUAUUGACCAGGUGUCCGGCGAGUUAAUUCAACGAUUUCGUGAAAUACGUGACAACAAUUACAUGCUACCAGGAGAUUCUAUCAAAUGGUUUUUCAGAUGGUCCUUUGAAUCGAUCGCACUGAUCGCGCUGGACGCGCGCAUGGGCUGCUUGGAGGCGCGCCUGGCAGCCGACUCGGAGGCGCAGCGUCUGAUCGAGGCAGUACACGUUCUCAUGGACAGCUUCUUCGAGUUGGACGUGAAGCCCUCACCCUGGCGCUACGUCACCACACCCGCCUGGCGGCGCUUCGUCAAGGCCGUCGACAUCUUCGAACAGAUCGCCCAGAAGAGCAUCGACCUGGCCGUGGAGCGCAUGAGGGCCAAGGUGGCUGCGGGGCAGGAGCUCGGGGACGACCUUAGUGUCCUCGAGAGGCUGCUGCUCGCCAACGACAACCCACGCAUCGCCACCACCAUGGCCACCGACAUGAUGUUCGGGGGAAUAGACACGACAUCGUAUUCAUCUGCGAUUCUCCUUUACUACUUGGCUAAAAAUCCUGACAAGCAAGAAAAGUUGUUCGAAGAGUUGCGGGACAUACUGCCUCGACCUGACACGCCGGUCACGCCUGAAGCUCUGCAGAAAAUGAAGUACUUACGCGCUUGCAUUAAGGAAUCCAUGAGGUUAAAACCAGUAGUCAUUGGUCAAAUAAGAGAAAAUACCAGAGAUGAUCUGGUUCUCGGAAACUACAAGAUACCUAAAGGGCCAGAACGGUUCCUGCCCGAGCGCUGGCUGAAGGGCGAGAGCCACGAGUCCAAGGGCCACCCCUUCGCCACGCUGCCCUUCGGCUUCGGCACACGCAUGUGCAUCGGCAAGCGCUUCGCGGAGCUGGAGAUCGAGGUGCUCAACGCAAAGUCAAGUCUAUUUGAUUCUAAGCAUCACUCCUGA